Messenger RNA from Oncorhynchus keta (chum salmon), 4599 nucleotides. Its product is annotated as glucocorticoid modulatory element-binding protein 2-like. The transcript has 10 exons. Gene Ontology annotation, biological process: positive regulation of transcription by RNA polymerase II. Bases 425 to 1774 code for a protein of 449 amino acids. Gene Ontology annotation, cellular component: nucleus. Gene Ontology annotation, molecular function: RNA polymerase II cis-regulatory region sequence-specific DNA binding; DNA-binding transcription activator activity, RNA polymerase II-specific. NCBI's taxonomy places the organism in Eukaryota, Metazoa, Chordata, Actinopteri, Salmoniformes, Salmonidae. The record is from RefSeq and is a predicted model, not a curated record.
CCAUAUUUGGGGGUGAGUGGAACCGUCAACCGGAUGCUUCAACUUUAUACAUUCGGUGAAACAUCUGGCUCACGUAACCAUCCACUGCGCCAUAACCUACGCUCGUGAACUUUGAACAACGUUAGCGUUAUUCUUGACCACUACAACGGCAGCCAUUUCCGAAAAAGGGAGGAACUUACAGAUGGAAGCGUGGAGUCAGAAACCGACGCCACCAUCACUGUGACAAAGGAGGCAGUCCUAGGGUUCCCACACUGCCCUAGUUCCAUGUUGCAGCGCUUGUUUACGGAAAACAAAUGAAAGACAGUCGACUACCUGUGCUAAUUAGCUAUAUGUGUCUCCAAACACCUGUUUGUGAACCGAAGACUGACACCACAAAUGUGUUGUCACUCAACCACUCGGCUGCAACUGUGUUAAAACAGUGUACAUGAAGCUGUCAGAGGAGAUGGAUGUGGAAGCUGAUUUGGUCUACCCAAUCACUUGUGGGGAUGUGAAGGGCACCCUGGUCUGGAAGAAGUUUGUUUGCCCUGGCAUCAACAUCAAAUGUGUCCAAUUCAAUGAGCAUCUCAUCAGUCCCAAGGAAUUUGUCUAUCUGGCUGGGAAAUCUACAUUGAAGGACUGGAAGAGAGCCAUUCGCGUGAACGGCACUAUGAUCAGGAAAAUCAUGGACUCAGGCGAGUUGGAUUUCUACCAGCACUCCAAGGUGUGCUCCAACACCUGCCGCAGUACUAAGAUUGACCUGGUGGGGACCAGAGUGUCACUCAGCAGCCAGCAGGCCACCGAAUAUGUUCCUGUCACUCCUUCCUUAUCUGACGUGAACGGAUCACCCGCCAUGUUUCCAACAGAGGUAUCAUCACACAACACCACGGAAUGGGUCACGGCCAUAGGAGAGGAUUCUGUGACCUUUUGGAGGGGUCUGAAGGAGGCUGGGUUGCUGGAGGAAGUGGUGGAGGACUUCCAGAAGGAGAUUCAGGAGGUGCUAAAGGGAAUGCAGGAGCGCAUCACCGAGCCUCCCCUGCAGGUCAAUGAUGCUGUGCUGCUGAACAAUAUAGUGCAGAACUUCGGCAUGCUCGACUUGGUUAAGAAGGUGCUAGCCAGUCACAAGAGCCAGAUGGACCGACAUAGGGAGCAGUAUUCACGCAGUCUUGUCGCUCUGGAGCAGCAGUGUGACGAGCACAGGAAACGUGCCAAGGAGUUAAAGAGCAAAUCCCAACACCUCAACAACGUCCUCAUGACCCUAACUCCCGUGGCCGUGUCGUCCACGCCCAAAUGCCCACGCCUCACCCGCGCUGUCUCGGGCCCUGCCGUUAUGUCCAGUGCCCCCACCCAGAUCACCCUGCCCCUCACCCAGCUGGCAGGCCUGCCUGCUGGGUGCAAAGUGCUCUCGAUAGGGGGAGCCGGUGCCGGCCAGCAGACCUACACGGUGCUGACCUCCCCCACGGGCGAGCUGGGGCCAGAUGCUUCCAAUCUGACUGUACUCUCCACGGCCGCCGCCGUUCAGGAGGGUGCACCCGCACCAUCAGCCUUCGUCAAGAUGGUCAGCUCAGGCUAUCAGCUGAUCACGCUGCCUGCCGCGUUGAGCACCCAGCUACAGGGCCUGGCUGGGGGCACGGCCCAGGGCACCACUACCAUGAUGGCAGUACCUAUGGGUAACAACGCACUGCAGAACACGGCAGCAGUGGUCACAGCAUUGGGGAGACGGGUGGAAGUUCAUGUGCAGGAGGGUGUGGCACCAGAGACUGAGGAGCAGGAGGCGAAGGAGACGGUGGAGAGUUAGAGAGAUGUAUUCCUCCUGUAGUGUUAAAAACACGUCGGGGACUCUUCACUGGUUUGGAGUGCAAGUACUGGAACCAGUGCCUAGGUCUAGUGGUGUGGAACUAUGAAGGACCCAUAUCAGUAAAGAUUACUUAAAAUGUAUAACUACAUGCACUGCUCAUUUUACUCAAAGCACACCUGUGUGUGUGUGUGUGUGUGUGUGUGUGUGUGUGUGUGUGUGUGUGUGUGUGUGUGUGUGUGUGUGUGUGUGUGUGUGUGUGUGUGUGUGUGUGUGUGUGUGUGUGUGUGUGUGUGUAGGUGAAAAUGUCUGUGCAGAAUUGAGUUUGGAAUUCAUAAGUGUAUAUUUUUAUAACCAUGCAAGUAGAUGCCGACUCUGCUCAAAAGCCACGAUCUUAGUUCUUCUCAGGUGUCCAUUUUCACUGGGGUGUAGGUGCCAUGUUCACAUUAUCUCUUUACAUUGUGCUAAAAAUGUAAAUUCUACAAUCUUUCAACAGAAUGUUUUUCCUUUUCAACAUUUAAUAACUGUAUAUAACUUUUUGUUCAAUAUUACAAUGCAUUUUAUUAUAUAGUUCAUAUUUUUGAACAAAUACUUGUCAGUGUACUCUGUAAAUGAAUUGUAUAAAUUCUUAAAUCUAGCCAUUACUGGAAAACUUGAAGUAUUUGGCAUUUGUUUUUAUUUCUAAACCAGUUGUUCAAUUCACCAUGAAAUCAACUUUUAAUAGCUUUGUGUAACAUUUCUUCUGAGCAGAAAAGGCGUUGAGUUGUGAAUUUCAGUCUUCUCAUUAACUUAAAUGACAUGGCUCAUGAAAGGGCAAAUCAAAAUGCAACCUUGAACAGUGAGUCCGCAUGAUCAUGGCCCUCGCUUGAUGGGCAAGCAUACAAGCUAGGCUACAUGACUGUUAAACUCUCCGUCUGGUUGCGCUGCAAUGAAAUACUGUAGGUAAGCUUAAGUUUGUAUAUGGCCCUGUUUUUACACAGGUUUUCUAUUUAAACUUACUCAUGCUUGUUACACGCUCUGAAAGCUGUUAUUGUACUGCAUCGGUCUGUUACAAUAGCCAAUGUUUACUAUGCAUGUUUUCAGACCUGUCUCUAAUAUGCUACUAGCCCCACACCUUGAUAUCAGAACAUGCCGGUAGGGAGUGCUGAAGGGUUUAUUUUGCUUCUCCAGAUAUUCCUUUAUUAUUUUCCCCUAACCCUACCUCCACUAAUUGGAGUAAACUAAUGGACAACAACACCUAGGCUUCAACUUCCAGCUUAUACAUGUCCAAGCUGACAUGCUAUAUUUUACGGACGCAGUAUAUUUAAGCAAUACGGCCCGAGGAGGAGUGGUAUAUGGCCAAUAUACCAUGUCUAAGGGCUGUUCUUACGCACAACAAAACACUGAGUGCCCGGAUACAGGCUGUAUACUGGCCAUAUCACAAACCCCUGAGGUACCUUCAUGUAAUUUUAGCUGUAAAAUUAAAUGUUUUGUCAUACCUGUGGUAUACGGUCUUGAUAUACCACUGCUGUCAACCAAUCAGCAUUCAGUGCUCGAACCACCCAGUUUAGGAUUUACAAUAGUUAUCUUUUGUUUAUUUUUAGUCCCAUCCUUCAGCUCCCCUCAACCCCUCCCAUCUAUCUCUGAAGACCAUCCAGUUGUGAUUUCUACUUGCCAUAUUUUUCAACUUUGCUGUUUCACAAAAGUUAUGAACCUAUAUGAAUUUUACGGAAACAGUAUAUUUUACAUUUGUUUUCUUGUUAUAAUAUAAAUAAUAUAUGCCAUUUAGCAGACGCUUUUAUCCAAAGCGACUUACAGUCAUGUGUGCAUACAUUCUACGUAUGGGUGGUCCCGGGGAUCGAACCCACUACCCUGGCGUUACAAGCGCCAUGCUCUACCAACUGAGCUACAGAAGUUAUCCAGAUACUCAUCUUUGGCCAGUGACUGCCGACAGGUGCGUUGCACUUGGUUUUGGGUGCAUAGAGCAAAUCAGAUGCCAUCAACCGUGAAUAACCGUUCAAUGUUGAGUUUGAUUUUCCCUUUCGUGAUGGGAACUUUAUGUUCAAAGUUCAAAACAUUUUGAUCGUAAUGCCAAUUUCAAGAAUCAAAUCGCUGAACUUCAAAGACUACAACAGUUUAUUCAAUGUGAAUCAUUCGAGCUGACUCAUGAUUGUGAAUGCAAUGAAAGGCGCUCUCCAUGAUGCUGAAAUGCACCACGAGCCUAUCUGCAUUGGUACUCCAAUGUCCAAUGCGCCACGCUGUCCUCUUGGCAAUGUAGGGCUACUCGUCCACACUCGUCCACAAGAUGGUGCUAGUGCCAAUUUCACUCAUCAGCAUUCCAUUUAGUUGGGUGAUUGAUUUUAAGAAACGUUUUUGUUGAACAUCGAUUAUAAAUGAAAAGACCAAAAGGUCCUCAUCAUCCUCCGUUCGCUAUGCUGCAGGCCUGUAAGGCCAUGUUUUUGCUGAUGUUUGUGUUCUUCUCGUUUGUUGAAAUAUUGCAGUUGUCUCAGAACCACAAGUCUAAAAAAAAUAAAAUAAUAAUGUAUCAAAUGAGAUGAUCAACUUUGACACUUAAAGACGUUUAGGGUCACAGGUUGUUGGCGGUGCCCAAAGAUGUGUGUAUUUACGUGUUUGGUCACCUUUGGCACUACAAGGUGAAUGGCAAGAUGUCCAUUGGAUUACAUUUUGGGGGGGAUUUUUUUCUAUUGUAGCCAGUGGCGACCGACCAUUCAGGGUUUAGGGAAAAAAAGUGUUGCCUGUUUUUGCAUGUUAUUUUGGCAUUUAAUACUUGUCACACAUCAGUUUGCAAAGAAUGUAAAACAUAAACCGUUAAUAAAGCUGCAUACAAA